Sinocyclocheilus grahami is the source of this 2424-nucleotide messenger RNA. RefSeq names its product inhibitor of nuclear factor kappa-B kinase subunit alpha. The record is from RefSeq and is a predicted model, not a curated record. Bases 46 to 2361 code for a protein of 771 amino acids. Lineage: Eukaryota; Metazoa; Chordata; Actinopteri; Cypriniformes; Cyprinidae. Gene Ontology annotation, cellular component: cytoplasm; IkappaB kinase complex. The transcript is spliced from 22 exons. Gene Ontology annotation, molecular function: ATP binding; IkappaB kinase activity. Gene Ontology annotation, biological process: positive regulation of transcription by RNA polymerase II; peptidyl-serine phosphorylation; tumor necrosis factor-mediated signaling pathway.
AAACACAAGGCAACUCUAAGGCUACCAAAUAAGGAGGGAUUUUAGAUGGAGAAGCGCAGAGAUGUGCCUUGCAACACUAAUAAGAUGGAGAAACCCCCUUUCAGACAGAAUCAGCUCUGUGGGUCAUGGCUUAUGAAGGAGAGGCUGGGAACAGGAGGAUUUGGACAUGUCUACCUUUAUCAGAAUGAGGAAACCUCAGAAAAAAUUGCUGUGAAGCUCUGUCGCCUUGAACUUAACGCAAAAAACAAAGUCAGGUGGAGUCGAGAGAUCCAGAUUAUGAAAAAGAUGAAGCACCUUAAUGUGGUGACCGCAAAGGAUGUACCCGAGGAGAUGAUGCACAUUGCCUUGAAUGAUUUACCGCUUUUAGCUAUGGAAUACUGUUCCAAGGGAGACCUUCGAAAGUUACUCAGCAAACCAGAAAAUUGUUGUGGGUUAAAAGAGAGUGAGGUGUUGGCUCUACUCAAUGAUGUUGGUUCUGGAAUCCAGUACCUCCAUGAGAAUAAGAUCAUUCACCGAGAUCUCAAGCCAGAGAAUAUUGUGCUACAAGAUAUCAAUGGAAAGCUCGUCCACAAGAUAAUCGACCUUGGCUAUGCCAAAGACCUAGACCAGGGGAGCCUAUGUACUUCAUUUGUGGGGACUUUACAAUAUCUGGCUCCAGAGCUGUUUGAAGGCAAGUCGUACACAGUCACUGUGGACUAUUGGAGCUUUGGCACCAUGAUCUUUGAGUGCUGCUGUGGAUUUCGGCCAUUUCUUCACAAUCUCCAGCCUGUGCAGUGGACAAGCAAAGUGCGAAACAAAGGUCCUAAGGACAUAAUGGCUGUAGAAGACAUGAAUGGCGAGGUCCGCUUUUCCACCCACCUUCCAUACCCAAACAAUCUGAGCAGGACACUACUGGAGCCUUUGGAGGGGUUGCUACAGCUGAUGCUCAAGUGGGAUCCAGUACAGAGGGGAGGAGGAUUGAAUCCAGACGCAAAGCAGCCCCAAUGCUUUGCUCUUUUAGAUCAAAUACUGAACAUGAAGGUUGUGCACAUCUUAAACAUGACUACGACCCAGGUUCACUCAUUUCUGCUUAGCCCAGAUGAAGGGCUUCACUCUCUGCAACAGAGGAUUGAGACCGAGACCAAAAUCGAACUUUUGAAUCAAGAGCUUCUGCAGGAAACAGGAGUCAUGUUAGAUCCCAGGAAACCUGCUGCACAGUGUGUGUUAGAUGGAGUAAGAGGAUGGGACAGCUACAUUGUAUAUCUGUUUGACAAGAGUUUGACCAAGUACUCAGGACCUCUAACAGCUAGAACACUUCCUGAGAGUGUGAACUUUAUCGUGCGGGAAACCAAAACUCAGCUCCCUCUGAGUACCCUCAAAAAGGUUUGGGGUGAGGCAGUGAGCUACAUUUGUGGCCUCAGAGAAGACUACAGCCGCCUCUUCCAGGGCCAACGUGCAGCCAUGUUGAGCCUUCUCCGCUACAACACCAACCUUACACGAUAUAAGAACAUGAUGUUCUCCUUUUCGCAGCAGCUCAAAGCAAAGCUUUACUUUUUUAAGAGCAGCAUACAGUACGACUUGGAGAAGUACAGUGAUCAGAUGCAGUAUGGCAUAUCCUCUGAAAAGAUGCUGAAGGCUUGGCAGGAAAAUGAAGAGAAGGCUGCUGCGUUUGUACAGGUGGCAGAGAUCGGCCAUCUGGAUGAGGAAAUAAUGGCUUUGCACUCAGAAAUUGUUGAGCUUCAGAGAAGUCCUUAUGCUCGUCGACAAGGAGACGUCAUGGAGCAACUGCAAGAAAGAGCAAUUGAACUCUACAGACAAUUGAAGGCAAAAUGCAAAAUGCCAGACCCCCAGCACGGCUACAGUGACAGUUCUGAGAUGGUGAAGGUUAUUGUACAGACUGUCCAGAAUCAGGACCGGGUACUGAGGGAUCUAUAUGCACACCUCAGUAAAAUCCUUCUGAGUAAGCAGAAGAUCAUCGACCUCUUCCCUAAAAUCGAGAGAACACUGGAGAGCAUUAAGGAGGCAGACACCACUGUCAUGCAGAUGCAGAUCAAGAGACAGAGAGAGUUCUGGCACUUACUGAAGAUUGCCUGUGCACAGAACACCACACGAAGCUCUGUGAGUCAGAGUGGAGAGAUGCCCUCCUCGCUGUCAACAUGGAACCAGACUCAAGCCCAGUGCUCCUCUCGCCUCCCCAUGUCCCUGCAAGUGCCGGACGAGGGAGAUUCAGUCAAUCAUUUACUCGAGGAGAACCAGCGCUAUUUGAGUCAGCUUACCAGUUUACUGCAAGAAACCACUGAAGAGAAAUCAGAGAGCAUCAUGGCUCAAGACUGGAGCUGGACUAAAUAUGAAUCCCUGGUUGCUAAAUCACAGCGUUUGUAGAGUUUUGGUGAACUCUGUAACAAAGUAACAAGUCAUUCUUUUAAAUACAUUUAUUCAUCAUCA